Messenger RNA from Planococcus citri (citrus mealybug), 1208 nucleotides. RefSeq names its product Inositol phosphatase interacting protein (gene IPIP). Gene Ontology annotation, biological process: retrograde transport, endosome to Golgi; endosome organization; receptor recycling. The record is from RefSeq and is a predicted model, not a curated record. The coding region runs from base 227 to 1087 and encodes 286 amino acids. The transcript has 3 exons. Gene Ontology annotation, cellular component: recycling endosome; trans-Golgi network; early endosome. NCBI's taxonomy places the organism in Eukaryota, Metazoa, Arthropoda, Insecta, Hemiptera, Pseudococcidae.
CAGCUGUUGAUGUUGUACACUCCAUACGCAAUCGCUAUCAUUUCGCGAAAAAAAAUUGUAAAUUCGUAUCAUUUUUAUUCAUUUUUUAUACAUUUUCAAUUUUAUAAUUACGUAUUUUCACUUUUUCGGUGUAUUCAUCUAUCUCGGUGAAUAAUUUAGUCGGAGUGUAACAUGGUCCUACGUCUUUUGUAUGUCUUGAAAACGUAAUCGAAGAGUGUCCAGAAAUAUGAAAAUCAACGAAAAGAAUCUUUGCGUUUUCGCUGUAUCGCCUACAAUUGCCGCUGAUAAAGAAGGAUAUCUGAUGAAAAAAGGAGAAGUCAAUAAAGGAUUCCAAAAAAGAUGGUUUGUUCUCAAAGGAAACUUGCUAUUUUAUUUCGAAAAACGAUACGAUAAAGAACCUCUGGGACUGAUAAUAUUAGAAGGCUGUACUAUAGAAUUGGAUGAAAAUGAUGCUCAAUUUAGUUUUAAGAUUGUUUUUCAUGGAGCGGGAAAUCGAACUUAUGUGUUAUGUGCCGAUAAUCAAGAAUCCAUGGAGCAAUGGAUGAAAAGUCUCGCUUGUUCUAGUUAUGAUUACAUGAAAUCUAUGGUUACCGAAUUGCAAAGGCAAUUGAAAGAAACAAGAAGUCAUAAAUGUAAUGAAAAAAUAAACGAUUCAGAUCAGCCCAACUCAAUCGCGGAGUCUUAUAUUCAUAGUACUAGCGAGGAGAAAUUGAAUAGUUUAACUUCUAGUUCCAGAACGCCUCAGCAAAGUGCCAAUUCAUCCCCUCAUCCGCCACCUCGUCAUAGGCAACAAAAAUUAGCCCAAUCUCAGUCAGCUCAUUGUAUCCCUACAUCGAAAAUCAAAUCUCCAAAUAUGGUGCAAUCCUCGUCGCAUGGAAAUAAUAAUCCGAAUUCUCAUCACAAUCUGCCUAAUCAACGUAAUAAAAUAAGUUUCAAAGAUAUGCACACGGCUUUUGGGCGACCCGUACUGAGCGAUCGCAAUUUAUGGAGACACCAAAGAAAAAAUGAUUUACAAUCGGGAAAUGCUCUUCGUAAAGAAGAAUACAAGCAACCUAUUGCGGAGCAAAAUUUGUUAAUAUCACUAUGAAGCGAUUUCGUCAUUAUAUGUAUUAUUUUAUUUAUGCGUUACUUUUCUCUGCAGUUAUGUUUUUUAUCCAUUUAAGAUUAUUUCAUUUUAGCUGUCGAAUAAAGUAUUAUUUUUGUUUUUA